CUCUUAAUCCUUAAUUGUUUCAUUGGGUUCGAGGACUCUCUCUCUCUCUCUCCGUCUCCGUCUCCGUCUCUCAAACCCUAGCAAAGCGCGAUCAUUAUCCGCUCUCAUCGUGGUGAAGAUGGCCGGAUCGAGCUCUUGGUCUCAGGCGCUAAUGCAGAUCUCGCCGUAUACCUUCGCUGCGAUCGGAAUCGCCAUCUCAAUCGGUGUCUCCGUUCUCGGAGCGGCCUGGGGGAUUUAUAUUACUGGGAGCAGUUUGAUCGGUGCUGCAAUUAAAGCCCCGAGGAUCACCUCCAAAAAUCUCAUCAGUGUUAUUUUCUGUGAGGCUGUUGCCAUAUAUGGAGUCAUUGUUGCAAUCAUUCUUCAAACCAAGCUGGAAAGUGUGCCAGCUUCACAGAUCUACCAACCCGAGUCUCUAAGAGCUGGAUAUGCAAUUUUUGCUUCUGGGAUCAUUGUUGGUUUUGCAAACCUAGUUUGCGGGCUUUGCGUUGGUAUAAUUGGCAGUAGUUGUGCUCUGUCUGAUGCUCAGAAUUCCUCCCUCUUUGUGAAGAUUUUGGUUAUUGAGAUUUUUGGGAGUGCUCUUGGCCUGUUUGGGGUGAUCGUAGGGAUAAUCAUGUCAUCUCAAGCGACAUGGCCCGCCAAGGCUGUGUGAGCAGCUCUCGCUACUGUUUAAAGACUUUAUGAGCACUGAGCAAACCGGAUUGUGUUAAAGAUGUACAUGUUACAUGUACCGUUUCUUGAUUUACAUUGAAGCCAAUAACUAGUGGCUGCUGUCUGUUUUCUUGGGAUCAUGUUAUGUUUUUCUAUGUAUUAAUUUUACCCGUCUGUCCGGCAUAA
Molecule: messenger RNA, 834 nt
Organism: Dioscorea cayenensis subsp. rotundata (Guinea yam)
Lineage: Eukaryota; Viridiplantae; Streptophyta; Magnoliopsida; Dioscoreales; Dioscoreaceae
Product: V-type proton ATPase subunit c''2
Exons: 4
Coding region: 119-649 (176 amino acids)
Biological process (GO): proton transmembrane transport
Cellular component (GO): proton-transporting V-type ATPase, V0 domain
Molecular function (GO): proton-transporting ATPase activity, rotational mechanism
Source: RefSeq, a predicted model, not a curated record